CUUCCCCAAACCCUCCUGGGAAGCUUAAGGUCCCUCGCGAAACACUCCCUCAUCCUCCCAUCACCCACCCCGACUCACCCUCCUCCCGACUAGUCCCCCCGGCAUCUCCUCGCGCUCAUGGCUCCCUUAACCAGGGCCACGGGUACGGGCGCCCCUGCUGGUUUCACGUCCAUUAAUCCCUCCCAACAAUCCACACACGAGUCGGAAGUCAUCGAGAUCGAGGACGACGAUGAUGAAUCAAUGGACGAUGAGGGCGAUGCGCUCGACCCCAACGAUGACGAGGAGGAGGAGGACAUGGAAGAUGAUUACGUCGACGAAGAUGAAGAGUCCGAGGACGAAUCCGCCGACGUUAUGAAUGGAAGUGAAUCACCGCUGGACCUGGGAUUCGCCCCAAAUGGACACAACGGACUAGAUAUCGCAACUCCGGACCUAUUUACUUCGGCAGGCGCGCAGGAGGCGUUGCACCCCCUUCGCCGCACCGCAGAUCGAGUGACGCGCCAGAUCGAGGCCUUUGCCGAAAAACUGGAUCGUUUCAAGCAAAAGGGAAACCGCUCCGAUGAGUUUGUGAACUACCAAGCUGCCUACCAAUUGGUGAAGAGCUACCAGACUCUCGCGCAGGACGCCAUCAGCGACAUCUCGAAACAAAACACAUUGAAGCGGGCCAAGCUGGGAUUGAGUGCUGCUCGAAACAACGGAACCGCGUCACUGGAUCCCAAGACCGAGGAGGAGCUCCAGCGACUGCAGUUGGAAGCCGAUACUUGGCGGCUUCUCCUCAACCUCAUCAGCAUUGACGACCCGCCUCGCAGAGCCAGCGCCAAAAAAGCACAAGAAACUGUCUUUCAAAACCUCCACCGGUACUCAUCUGAUCGCGAGGUUUGGGAACAAUUCUUGUCUGCGGAUCAUUAUGCGACUGAAUGCGUCAUCGUCUUGAAAUGGCUGGAAAACACCGCAAAGACGAGCAGCAAAGAUAUGGACUUGCUGAUCACCGAGUUGGAAACGCAGGCCGAAAGAGGACAGGGACUGUGGUCUCAUGGCUGGCUUUACACCAAGGAAGCAAUCAAGGGACAAAAACGUCUUCGAGCCUGGCCUCAACCCCUCGACCCCAACAAUCCAGGAAUCUCCGACUCGCUGCUGAGCUCGGAUAAAUCAGAGCCCCUAGUCACUCAGUUAGAUCCGGACGCCGUUACGCGACAGAAGCACAGCCUCCAGACACAGGACCAGUUUUACGAACGCGCGACCUGGAUGACUUGCUGGAAGAUGCUCAGGCACGGAGAGAGUUGGUCCAAGAUCCGGGAGUGGUGCGCAGAGCGGCUGGAGAAUUGGCGAGCAGUCAGCAUCUGUGGUUCUAGCGUGGACGUCGAGGCCCACACGGGUAGGACGCCUGUUUAUGAUGGACACACACGCAUGAUGAACUGGCGCUCCCAGGAAUCCUGGCGCGCGGCCUGCGCUGCUCUGACACGGAGCCCACAUACGGAAGAUUUCGAGCGGGCGGUUUAUUCAUUGCUCUGCGGUGAAACGGAAGCAGCCUUCAAGGUCUGUCAUACCUGGGAUGACUACCUCUACGUCUACUUCAAUAGCGUCCUACUCUCCCGGUACCAAGGAUUCUGCAAGCAAUUCCAGCGCAAGCUAAGCCAUUCGCCCACUGCGCCUGUAUCGUUCGUGCCGGAACCGGCUGGAUAUGCCGAGGUGAACAAAUUCGUGCAGUAUACUAGAGGCAACGAUCGUGUCGGAAGCGAGGCACGGAACCCAUACCGCACCAUCCAGGCCACCAUCCUGGGCAAAGGAUACGACUCUUUCUUCUAUUCGCUGGCCCAAGCCGUGUCGCAGGUCGCAAACAGCAAAUCGGAUCGGUCAUCCUUCGUGCCUGAUGUAUCACCGACAUCCGUUGAUGACAGCCUUGUCAUCACGGCAGAAGAUGGCGAUGCGCUGCGGAUUGCCACUCAUCUCUACAUCGUCACUUGUUCCAUUGGAUACGUUCGCGCCGACACCCAGUUCUACAACACCGCUUGCGUCAAUGUGAUUGGAUAUAUCGCUAAUCUGGAAGAAGCGGGCGUCGUGGAUAUCAUCCCUAUUUAUGCGUCCCUUCUUCCCGAAGAGUUGGCGCAGUCUGUUCUGGCUCAGGUAUUGAUCGAGAUCGUUGACCCUAGAGAGAGGAGGCUGCUGGUUAGGCUCAUGGAGAAACAUGGCAUCGAUGUCGAAGCUGUUCUGCAAACUCAGUGGGAGUGGGUGAGCGCCAAUGUCUCUGCCAUUGACCACUCCAGGACGGUCAAGCGGUACCCGAAGGUUGUAACCCGCAAGGACGGCAACUAUGAAUUGGUGCCCGUGAAGAAGGACUUCAUCGGGACCGAGGUUUCUGAGACCGAUGAGCAAGUUAUCCGUAGUCUCGAAUGGCUGCGCUACGUCGACGGGCAAUGGGGCCGGAUCUGUCAGCUCGGGGCGCUGUUGUACCGGAAAUUCUAUAUUUCUGGUAGACUUUCUGCCGCUCGGGAGUUGAGUCGGCGGAUGAGACUCUCGGACCUUUCGCGAGAAGCCUUCGGGUUUGAUAUUUCCGAAUUCACCCUCGAGGUCGAGGCUGGACAAGAGUUCAACACCCCGGAACCUUCCAGUCCAAGCAAAUCGAGGCUGCUCAGCUCCCCGCACAAGCGUUCUCGGUCGAAAACAAACGGGGUUGCAUCGGGUAGCCAGACGAGCAUCUUGAUUCAGCAAUCGCAGACCAUGCGUGACCUGGAAGUCCUGAUCUUGGCAUUUGACUCGCUGGAAAGAUUCGCCACCGUGUUUGAGAAACUCGAAAAGACUAAACGCCGACGGGAUGCUGGCACUCUCAAGGACUUGAGGGGAGAGCUGCAGGAAGCAUUGGACGACACUAGCUUACAAAUUGAUGCUAUGUUAGAUGAGUGGCUAGUUAACUACGAGAAUGAAGCGGACCAGGCGGAAUUGGAACAGAUUCGAAACACCUACCUCCCGGAGGUGUUCCUGGACUACCACAGUGCGAUGUACUACUCGGCGCAUGUGCUUACCAGCGAGCUCCUGGUACAAUGCAUGAACCUGGCCACCCAAGUGGCUGAGGUGGAGCACCUGACGAGUAGCUUUGUGGCGUCGCGCCGGGUCGGGGAGCUGGUGAAUGCGCUGGCACUGUCCAGCAAAGCCAUGGUGAACACUCGCGCUAAACCAGGGGUGAGGCUUCUGGGGGGCGAGUCGUUGGGAAUCUGGACCGCCGAAGCGCCUGAAGAGGAGAAUGGCACGACGCAGGCGCAAUGAAGUGUAUUUUGACGAAGGGAGGACCGGCGUGUAUAUUACCCUCAUAUUUUUUUUUUCAUAUUUCUACGAUUUUCCGAAUCUCUUCUGGCCGGAAGGAUUCCGGGGAUUUUGCAUGUGACGGGCUCGGAGGGUGAACAUUUCCGGCGCAUUUCCAGGGUUUACCUCGACAUGAAAAUGAACAGAAUCUUACUUUAUUGGACUGCUGGAUUUACGAAGUACAGUGGACGGAGAUGGACACUCGGGGCUUUGGCCAAUUUGCGGUGUGGUUCUCUUGCAUAAGCGGAACCUUUUCUUUCAAGCUGCUCUUGCCUGCAGAUAGUCUUGAUGGAUUGAUUGCUUUAGUGUCUAGCACUGCCUCAUUGCCAUCAUCAAAUAAAGUCAUAUACUAAGACAUGGUGCAAUCUAUCGUGAUACUAGAGUGGACUUGAUUACCCAAUCUCUGACCUGUUAUUAUUCGUUUAUUUGGGGGUCAU
Aspergillus sclerotioniger CBS 115572 is the source of this 3731-nucleotide messenger RNA. Its product is annotated as nucleoporin Nup84/Nup107 family protein. Gene Ontology annotation, cellular component: nuclear pore; nuclear pore outer ring. Gene Ontology annotation, molecular function: structural constituent of nuclear pore. The transcript is spliced from 6 exons. The record is from RefSeq and is a predicted model, not a curated record. Gene Ontology annotation, biological process: mRNA export from nucleus; regulation of DNA-templated transcription; protein import into nucleus. The coding region runs from base 118 to 3258 and encodes 1046 amino acids. NCBI's taxonomy places the organism in Eukaryota, Fungi, Ascomycota, Eurotiomycetes, Eurotiales, Aspergillaceae.